AUGGCGGUCCGCGGCAGAUCGUUCGUCCUCUGUCUGCUCGCCCUGCAGGCCUGCGUCUUGCGAUGCUGCGCCUGGCAGCCACCGUAUCACGCGUUUCAGUGGACGUUCGGCAACAACUAUCUCGAGACUGAGCUCGAGGAAUGCCAGAACAUGACCAUCGUCGUCGAGUCGCUGUCGAGCAACUCGUCGGAGCUGGGUGUGCCGCCGUACUAUCUCAUUGCAUUCGAGCUGGGAGGUGUCCCGACGACGCGCAUGGUCGGGCCUGAUGCCUCAAAGCUCUAUUGGCAGGUUGGCCAUCGAGAAGGAUCGAUGCUGAUGCUAACAAUGGUCGACUCGAAUCACAGCACUGGGGGCGUUUCUCCGACUCUGUACAAUGUGACAGCCGGCAGCAACAGCUCUUGCCUUCCUUCUUCUUCAUCUUCCACCGACAUCGCGCGCAUCACACCAAAUCUCACUUCGUCUCUUUCUACCUGCGAACCCUGGGGCCUCACAAUAACCAACGGGACGAAACCGUAUACAAUGGUAUUGGCAGCUUUGGACUCACCCAUAAUGACGAAUGCGACGAUGGGCAAUGAUGACGAUGUCUUUACGUACAUCGAUCGCGCGAAUCCUGACGGUCAACUGUUAGCUGCUGUAGUGGAUGCCAACGGCCAAUGGGGCUACGCAACUUCUACCAUCAACACGGUCGGCUCGACAAAUAACGACUGCGUCGGGCUGAUCUCCACCUCACAAACACAAGCUCAAAUUGCUGCGGAGGCAGCCGCUCGCGAGCGAGCUGCCGAAGAAGCUGCCAAGCGUCGCCGUGAAGAUACAAUCAUUGGCGUCGUCAUCGGCGUCGGCGGCGCAUUGAUCCUCAUGCUCACUGGCGCUUGGUUGUACAGGCGACGGCAGCUGGCCAUAGCACGCGGGAUCUGGGACGGCCAGGACACGCGCGCGACAGGAUGGGUACCAGAUCCAGACAUGGGCCCGCCGUCCGUGCGAUCGUACAAGCACGUCAAGAACUACUCUACCGACUCGGCCACAACCGCCACAACCAGCAUCCUCCUACUUUCGCGCACGCCGCCAUACGAAGAGCAGCAGGCAGAGAACAGGGUGCUUGAGCGGUCGCCGACGACGCCCGCGCUGCCCCUGCCACUUGCAUCGCCCAACUCGCGGCGGAACCGUAAGCAGCAAGAGGCCUCGUCGAGCACGUCGGACGCGUUUGGGGCGCCACAGCUGCCGAACCUCGCGUUCUCCCAGCUGUCGAUGCCGAUGCUACGCUCGCCGCAGGGACAGACGUACACCUCGCUGGAGAUGAGCGACUCGGACGCCCAGCCGGACAUCAUCAUUCAGCACCGCGAUGGCGGGGUCGUGCAGGAGCUUCCGCCGCCGUACAAAGAUUACUAUCGAGGUACGAGCUCGGGCACUGGCACUGGUUCUGGUUCGAGGUAGGAUGGCCGCGAUGAGAGUAUCUACCUUCUGAAUGGACAGCGAGUGGAUGUGCUAUCUUGGGACAGACGAAAAGUAGCCUUCUUUUCAGUUCUCGUCAAUGAUGGAUACUUCGGUAUGGACGACGGCAUUAAUGUAACAGUGCUGCAUGUAGUUAUAAAUAUACGGUACAUUCGCUUACUCACACAUAUACUGAUGGCAAUGCAAUUAUUAUAAUUUAUCUC
This is a messenger RNA of Laetiporus sulphureus 93-53, 1652 nucleotides long. RefSeq lists its product as uncharacterized. The record is from RefSeq and is a predicted model, not a curated record. The transcript is spliced from 6 exons. Lineage: Eukaryota; Fungi; Basidiomycota; Agaricomycetes; Polyporales; Laetiporaceae. The coding region runs from base 1 to 1431 and encodes 476 amino acids.